AUGCAUGAAUCAAUAGACACCUCACAACCAAUUGAAGAACAAUUAAGACAAUCAUCUGAAUUAAACAUUAAACUACAAAGACAACUAAACAAUCAAAUCCAUAUUAAUUAUCAAUUGUUUAAUUCAAUUACUGAGGUUUUAAAUGCUUUCAAUCAAAAUAAAUCAUAUGAUACUAUAAAACAAAUGAUUUUUGAAUCAGCUUCAAAUAAUGUGAAUAAUAUUCAAGACAAUUAUGAAAUACCAAUAAAUGGAACAAAUGAAUUAACAAAUUCAACCACCAGUGAAACAAGUGGUUCAACAUUUAUGAUUAAAAUUAUACAUAACCGCCAAACUUUUAGUUCAACAAUAUUGAAUGGGAUUCAUAAUAGAAUAACCAGUAUUGGGAAUUCAUUAGAUCAAAUACUUGAACAACGUCAUCAAAAUCGAAUUAAUGGGAACACUGAAAUUAGACCAUCAUUCCUUAUGUCUGUAUUACCAUUAAUCAUAAUGCUUUUUGAAACUACUUAUAUGAAAAAAUUAGAUAAAAGUAUUCAUUGUAUGGUUGAUCCAUAUUAUGUUUGUAUGGGAGUUGAAAUCAUAAUGCAUGGUUUAUUAACAAUAGGGUUUGAUUAUCAAUCAUCAAGUACUAUAUAUGGAUUUUUAAAUAAUCAUUUCAAAACUGGUGUUUUAAUAUCAUUGAUCCAAUCUAUAAUUAAAUGUUAUAUUGUGGCUCAACUUGUUCAAAUUUAUGGCGAAGAAGAUACACCUGGUGAUUUAGUCAAUAAAAUUUUGGAAAAGGUUAAUGAUUUGGAUUUUUUCAAUAGUUUUUAUUAUUUUACUAUAAAGUUUGGUCCAAUGUUCAUGAAUAGCUUCUUUGAUAGACUUUCUAAUUGA
Messenger RNA from Hansenula ciferrii, 873 nucleotides. RefSeq lists its product as uncharacterized. The record is from RefSeq and is a predicted model, not a curated record. Bases 1 to 873 code for a protein of 290 amino acids. The transcript has a single exon. Lineage: Eukaryota; Fungi; Ascomycota; Saccharomycetes; Phaffomycetales; Wickerhamomycetaceae.